Rhizoctonia solani is the source of this 1437-nucleotide messenger RNA. RefSeq names its product major facilitator superfamily transporter. Gene Ontology annotation, molecular function: transmembrane transporter activity. Gene Ontology annotation, cellular component: membrane. Gene Ontology annotation, biological process: transmembrane transport. The record is from RefSeq and is a predicted model, not a curated record. Lineage: Eukaryota; Fungi; Basidiomycota; Agaricomycetes; Cantharellales; Ceratobasidiaceae. The coding region runs from base 1 to 1437 and encodes 478 amino acids. The transcript has 10 exons.
AUGUACAGCCUAGAAUUAGAGGACAUCGAGGCUAAGAGAUCAAGUUUUGCACUGUCAGAGACAGCUGCCCGAAACAAUAUCGUUCUGACUACCCAACAAGAUUCCUCAUCCACCGUCUCCUCUAACGAAGUGUUUCGAGUGUACAAAAGACGGUGGCUAGGAUUAUUAGGCACUUGCCUUUUAAACAUCGUAUCUGGCUUAUGUUGGCUUUGGUUCUCAGCCAUAGCAGUAGACACGUCCCAGGAGUUUGGAAUUUCCCUUGAACGUGUGAAUUGGCUAGGAAAUAUUGUCAACCUAAUUUACCUGCCGGUAUCUGUAGUUGUUCCCCUUGUAUGCUCGCGCUGGGGACUUCGUACUUCGCUCAUUAUUGGUUCAUUGUCCUUAUUGGCCUCAUCAUGGAUUCGCUAUGCUGGGACCUCGCAAGAUCUUGAUGCAGAUGGGAAAUAUGCCCUCCUGUUGGUUGGCCAAAUCUUCACAGGUUUUGCCCAGCCUUGGUUCCAAAUUCUUGGGCCCAGAUAUAGUGAGACUUGGUUCGCUAUGAGCGGACGAACAACGGCGACCAUGCUGAUCGCCAUUGCCGGCCCUAUCGGAGGUGCACUCUCACAACUGAUUGCUCCAGCGUUCUCCACAGUGAGCGACUCAGUAUUGAUUCUUGCUAUCAUCACGUCCGCUGUAACUCCCACUGUACUUCUGAUAGGUUCGAAGCCCCCGGUACCGCCUUCACACGCUGGUUCCCAAAAUUCGCCGCCUUUGAUGCAAAUACUCCGAGCUCUUGUAGGGCGGGCUCGCCAAGGCGAAGCAUUUAUGUCACCUCGUGAGCGGGCUGACAUGGUUAUCAUAACCUUACUUUUCGGUUCGCUUGUCGGAGCUUUCAGCGCAUUUUCCAUCUUGAUCAGCCAGAUUUUCACCCCACAUGGGUAUUCGUCCGACGAGGCGGGUAUUAUGGGUGGCGUGCUCAUUCUCGCCGGUAUUGUCGGCGCGGCAAUAUUCUCCCCACUCGUCGACCGGUACCUUUCAAAUCGACUAGCUCUAGUCGCCAAAGCUUUGGUCCCAUUGCUCGCUGCUUGUUAUAUCUCAUUGAUCUGGGAUGUCCAACCGAAUAAUUACGCCGGUAUUUACGUUGUGAUGGUCCUAAUUGGGGUUUCGUCCUUCACUCUCUUGCCGAUAGCGCUGGAGAUUGGGUGUGAGGUCACGCGGAGUGCUGAAACCUCUUCCGCAAUGCUAUGGUUUACCGGAAAUCUCCUUUCUGUAACUUUCGCUCUGUCUAUGGCUGCAUUGAGGGACGAUUCCCCUGAUGCCAGUCCACCAUCUAAUAUGCUUCAGUCUCUGAUAUUCCUAGGAUGCUUUAUUGGCGCAGUUGCCAUAAGCGUAUUUGGUCUGAAAGCAGAGCGAACUAGACAAGAACUCGGUGGGGGUGUCAGCUCAAGUGAUGAGUAG